AUGAAGACUACCCUUUGUGUUCUUUAUAUCUUUCUUCUCUUUUCAAGCUUUCUAUGCCAAACCCAUGCAGGCAACAAACAGACACAAGCUCUUAACCAUCUUUACAGGGCCAAAUGGUCCCUUAACUCCGCCAUUGACACCAGCCAUUUCGAGCCACCUCAACAUGUGAACAACGCUAGCAUUCUUCUUCAAGAAGGUCUGAAGGAGAACGAUAAAAUCCACAAAUUGCCUGGUCAACCAUACGUCAGAUUUGACCAGUACGGCGGGUAUGUUACUGUAAACGAAUCGGCCGGUAGGGCAUUUUACUAUUACUUUGUUGAAGCUGAUCAAACCUCUAACGAAUCAUUACCACUCCUUCUUUGGCUUAACGGAGGGCCAGGUUGUUCGUCACUCGCUUAUGGAGCUAUGCAGGAGCUUGGGCCAUUCCGAGUCAACAGCGAUGGCAAAACUCUUUAUAGAAAUGAUUUUUCAUGGAACCAUGCGGCGAAUGUUUUGUUUCUGGAGUCACCUGCGGGUGUAGGGUUUUCUUAUUCAAAUUCGUCAUCAGAUUAUAUAAACUGUGGAGACGAAUCAACAGCAGCGGACAAUUAUGUGUUCUUGUUGAAUUGGCUGGAGAGAUUUCCAGAGUACAAAGAAAGAGAAUUUUACAUUUCAGGAGAAAGUUAUGCUGGCCACUAUGUGCCUCAGCUUGCACAUACCAUUCUUUACUACAACAAGAUGGCCAAUAAAACCCUAAUCAAUCUUAAGGGGAUCCUUAUUGGGAACGCGGUGAUCAACGAUGAGACUGAUACCAUAGGGAUGUAUGAUUACUUUGGUUCACAUGCUAUUGUUUCAGAUGAAAUACUUGAUCAGAUUCGUAUAUAUUGUGAUUUUUCCCCGAAUACAACCAAACAGUCAGAUAAAUGCUUGGAAGCCAACGCUGAAGUUGGUCAAAAUAUUGUCAAUAUUGAUAUCUACAACAUCUAUGCGCCUGUAUGCUCUAAACAAAUUCUUACGUCCAAGCCCAAGCCGAUGUCGCGAGCUAUUGAUCCAUGCAGCGAACACUACACAUAUGUUUAUAUGAAUCGUCAAGAUGUUCAAGAAGCUCUGCAUGCCAAUGUCACAAAGCUUGAUCAUGAUUGGGAACCAUGCAGCGAUGUCAUCAACAUAUGGAAAGAUAGCCCUUCGACGAUCAUUCCACUCCUUAGAGAAUUCAUGAAGGAUAACCUUCGCGUGUGGAUAUACAGUGGUGAUACUGAUGCAAGGGUGCCAGUCACCUCAACCAAGUAUUCCAUCAAUUCAAUGAGUCUUCCCAUAAAGACUCCAUGGCAUCCAUGGCUUUAUCAAGGGAAGGUGGGUGGAUUUGCUCAAGUCUAUGAAGGAGAUCUAACAUUCGCCACAGUGCUUGGAGCCGGUCACCAGGUGCCAAGCUACAAACCAAAGACCGCACUUGGACUGGUUACACAUUUCUUGACUGGGAAACCUCUUAAUGGUUCAAGAUAUCGAUUAAGUUGA
This is a messenger RNA of Lactuca sativa (garden lettuce), 1494 nucleotides long. RefSeq names its product serine carboxypeptidase-like 40. Gene Ontology annotation, biological process: proteolysis. The record is from RefSeq and is a predicted model, not a curated record. Gene Ontology annotation, cellular component: vacuole. Gene Ontology annotation, molecular function: serine-type carboxypeptidase activity. NCBI's taxonomy places the organism in Eukaryota, Viridiplantae, Streptophyta, Magnoliopsida, Asterales, Asteraceae.